Molecule: messenger RNA, 1593 nt
Organism: Quercus lobata
Lineage: Eukaryota; Viridiplantae; Streptophyta; Magnoliopsida; Fagales; Fagaceae
Product: 26S proteasome non-ATPase regulatory subunit 4 homolog
Exons: 11
Coding region: 123-1340 (405 amino acids)
Biological process (GO): proteasome-mediated ubiquitin-dependent protein catabolic process
Cellular component (GO): nucleus; proteasome regulatory particle, base subcomplex; cytosol
Molecular function (GO): polyubiquitin modification-dependent protein binding
Source: RefSeq, a predicted model, not a curated record
AUUAGCAAGCCUCCUCUGCAAGUAAAGCCCAAUAUCUCUCUCUCUCUCUCUCAAAUCAAAAUUACUCUUAAAACUCUCUUUCUCUCUUUCGAUCCUUCGAUUUUGUAUACCAUCUCGCAACCAUGGUGCUCGAGGCCACAAUGAUCUGCAUCGACAACUCCGAAUGGAUGCGUAAUGGCGAUUACUCUCCGUCCAGAUUUCAAGCCCAAUCUGACGCUGUCAAUCUUAUUUGCGGAGCUAAAACACAGUCUAAUCCAGAGAAUACAGUGGGAGUUCUCACAAUGGCCGGAAAAGGGGUUCGUGUUUUGGUCACUCCUACUAGUGAUCUCGGCAAAAUCCUCGCGUGUAUGCACGGUCUAGAAAUAGGUGGUGAGAUGGACCUGGCUGCUGGCAUUCAGGUGGCACAGUUGGCCCUUAAGCAUCGCCAAAAUAAAAAACAGCAACAAAGGAUUAUUGUAUUUGCUGGAAGUCCUAUCAAACAAGAGAAAAAGACAUUGGAGUCUAUUGGAAGAAAGUUAAAAAAGAACAGUGUAGCACUUGAUAUUGUUAAUUUCGGUGAAGAAGAUGAUGCGAAGACAGAGAAGCUGGAUGCACUUCUUGCUGCCGUUAACAACAAUGACACUAGCCACAUUGUACAUGUUCCACCUGGCCCUAAUGCUCUUUCUGAUGUGCUUAUAAGUACACCCAUCUUCACUGGGGAUGGGGAAGGUGGAAGUGGUUUUGCAGCAGCAGCAGCUGCAGCUGCAGCUGGUGGAGUCACUGGUUUUGAGUUUGGUGUGGAUCCCAACCUGGAUCCUGAACUGGCUCUUGCUCUGAGAGUUUCAAUGGAAGAAGAGAGGGCGAGGCAAGAAGCAGCUGCUAAAAAGGCUGCAGAGGAGACUUCUAAACAAGAAAAAGAAGAGGGACAGCCAUCUGGAACACAGGAUGCAACAAUGACUGAGCAUGCAAGUGUUGGAACUUCUGAAGCUGACAAUAAAACAACUGAUUUAAUGGAUGAUGACAAUGCUCUGCUACAGCAGGCCCUUGCAAUGUCAAUGGAUGAGCCUGCCACGGGCCAUGAAGUUCGAGACACAGAUAUGUCUGAGGCAGCUGCAGAUGAUCCAGAGUUGGCACUAGCUCUCCAAUUAUCGGUACAGGACAGUACAAGUGAUUCUGCAGACCAAUCAAACAUGAGCAAGUUAUUGACAGACCAGUCUUUUGUUUCUUCUAUCCUUGCAUCACUUCCAGGGGUUGAUCCAAAUGACCCAUCAGUCAAAGAUUUGCUUGCUUCCAUGCAAAGUCAGUCUGAGCCCCAGCAGAAGAAUGAAGACAAGGCACCAAAGGAGGAGGAGAAAAAAUGAUUCUCUGGAGUUGCCUUACCAUGUGAGGUCAAAAAGCUCUCUCUACUGUAGCAUCACAAGUCAUCAAAAUGGAAUUGUUGAUGGUUAUAGUUGUCUUGAGAGGGCGUUGGAAGUGCAGACAAUAUUUAUAUGGAAAAGAAUGUGCUACAUUGAAAUGUAUUUCUGCAAUGUUUCAACGUUUAUAUUUUCUUACUCCAAAUUGAGCCUUUCUUUUUGUGUUAUUGGUUUGGUCUUAAUGAUUUUCAUGGAGAUA